Erigeron canadensis is the source of this 753-nucleotide messenger RNA. RefSeq names its product transcription initiation factor TFIID subunit 13. Lineage: Eukaryota; Viridiplantae; Streptophyta; Magnoliopsida; Asterales; Asteraceae. The coding region runs from base 150 to 512 and encodes 120 amino acids. The transcript has 6 exons. The record is from RefSeq and is a predicted model, not a curated record. Gene Ontology annotation, biological process: transcription by RNA polymerase II. Gene Ontology annotation, molecular function: protein heterodimerization activity.
UUUCCCAGUAUUUCCCACCCAAUCACUAUUCGGGGCUUUGGCUGUAGAAUUGUUGAUGAUAGUAGAAUAUUUUAUAGAUUUUUUCGUUAUAUUUUGCUACUUUAGUUGAAGUGUAAAAUCAAGCAGAGUAUAAGGAGUGCAGAGAUAAGAUGAAUAAUGCUUCAGCAGGACCCUCAUCCAAAUCGGAGACUUCGUUAAAACGCAAACGUGGCGUUUUUCAGAAAGAUUUGCAGCAUAUGAUGUAUGGAUUUGGAGACGAUUCUAAUCCAUUGCCUGAGACUGUUGCUCUCAUGGAGGACAUUGUUGUGGAAUAUGUGACAGAUAUGGUUCAUAAAGCUCAAGAUGUUGCAUCAAAGAGAGGAAAACUUUUGACUGAGGAUUUCUUGUUUUUGAUCCGGAAGGACUUGCCAAAGCUAAACCGGUGUACAGAAUUGCUGUCGAUGAAUGAAGAAUUAAAACAAGCAAGAAAAGCUUUUGACGUGGAUGAGGAAAAGCUGGCACAAGGAGAUUGAUCAAAUAGUCUAGAAAGUAAACCUUGUGCAGUUGUUAUAUCUGCGAGGUGAUAAACCAUAACAUUUCAUGUAGUUAUCCUAGCAAUUGGAGUAUUUUAGUAACAAAGAAUGUAGGUUUUGAUGGUUAUGUUUUCUUCUUUCUUCCUUGUAGUUUUAGUGUUGCGUAAAAUAUAAACAUGAUUAUGAUGUCAGUUAUCUGGGUCAUGUUACUGUCAAUGCGAGUACCUUCCAAUUUUUUCCC